Messenger RNA from Marmota flaviventris (yellow-bellied marmot), 4148 nucleotides. The record is from RefSeq and is a predicted model, not a curated record. Lineage: Eukaryota; Metazoa; Chordata; Mammalia; Rodentia; Sciuridae.
UUUCGGAUCGCGACGCCCAGAACUCCGCGGAGGAGCCACGGGCCGACCGGUGGGCACCAUGCCCGGCCUCUACUGCCCCUCCAGCUGGACGCCGCUACCCCUCACCGACUCCUGGGUCCGGGCCUGCGCCAACGGACCCUGCCUCAGCCUGCGGGCUCGGCUCACCUACCACAACCCGCAGCCGCAGCCAGUGGACGGCGUGUUCGUGUACCCGCUGGCGGAGGCCGAAGUAGUAUCAGGCUUCGAGGCCGAGGCGGCCGGACGGCGCGUCUCCUUCCAGCUGCAGAGCCGGCGCCGUUUGCAGGCUGCCUGCUGCCGCGCGCUGGGCCCAGGGUUGGGGACCUCCACGCCCCGCCGCUGCGCGCAGGGUCAUCUUGUCUUGGAUCUGGCCCAGGCCCGGUCCACGUUGGUGCUGCCCACGGGCCUUAUCGCUGCAGCUGGCACCAUGACAGUGACCCUGUGCAGCAGCCGGGAGCUGCCCUCCAGGCCUGAUGGGGUACUGCGUGUGGCUCUGCCCACUGUGCUCACCCCGCUGGCCCCACCAGGCCCACCAGGGCCCCCCAGGCCUCCGGGGCUCUGUGACGACAGCCCCACGAGCUGCUUCGGGGCAGGCAGCCCUGAGGAGGAAGGGCUGGCCUGGGAGGAGCCACCUGCCCCUCCAGACGUGUUUUCAGGCCCUGCCCGCUGUCCUGCCCCAUAUACUUUCUCCUUCGAGAUGCUGGUGACUGGGCCAUGCCUGCUGGCAGGCCUGGACAGCCCCUCUCAUGCCCUGCGGGCAGAUGCCCCCCCUCAUGCCAGCUCUGCAGCCACCAUCUGUGUCACACUGGCAGAGGGUCACCUAUGUGACCGGCCCUUGGAGAUCCUGCUAUACCCCAGUGAGCCCCAUCAACCACACUUGAUACUGGAGGCUGGCAGCCUGAGUGCAUCAGAAUAUGAGGCCCAGGUGAGGGCCCGCAGGGAUUUCCAGAGGCUGCAGCGAAGGGACAGUGAUGGGGACCGGCAGGUGUGGUUCCUGCAGCGACGUUUCCACAAGGACAUCUUGCUGAACCCUGUGCUGGUACUGAGUUUCUGCCCGGAUCUGAGCUCCAGGCCUGGACACCUGGGCACAGCUACCAGGGAGCUUCUCUUUCUGUUGGAUGGCAGCAGCGCAGCACACAAGGAUGCUAUUGUUUUGGCUGUGAAGUCCCUCCCAACUCAGACACUUGUCAACCUGGCCAUGUUUGGGACUUCGGUGCAGCCACUCUUCCCAGAGAGCCGGUCUUGCAGCGAUGACACUGUGCAGCUGAUCUGUGAGAGCAUUGAGACCCUGCAGGCUGGGAGUGGUCCCCCAGAUAUACUGGCUGCACUGGACUGGGCCUUGGGGCAGCCCCAGCAGAAGGCCCAUCCUCGCCAGCUGUUCCUGCUCACUGCUGCCUCGCCCAUGGCUGUCACUACUCACCAAACCCUGGAGCUCAUGAGGUGGCACAGAGGGGCAGCCAGGUGCUUCUCCUUUGGGCUGGGGCCUGAUUGCCACCAGCUGCUCCAGGGUCUGUCUGCCCUCAGCAGAGGCCAGGCCUACUUCCUGAGGCCUGGAGAGAGGCUGCAGCCCACGCUGGUGCAGGCUCUGCGGAAGGCACUGGAGCCUGCUUUGAGUGACAUUUCUGUGGACUGGUUUGUGCCUGAUGCCGUGGAGGCUCUCCUGACUCCCAGGGAAAUCCCAGCACUCUACCCUGGGGACCAGCUGCUUGGUUACUGCUCACUCUUCAGGGUGGAUGGCUUCCGGCCCCACCCUCCAGGGGGCCAAGAUCCUGGCUGGCAGAGCUUGGGUGGUUCUGUGUUCCCAUCCCCAGAGGAGGCACCAUCUGUUGCCAGCCCUGGCACUGAGCCCACUGGCACCUCAGAGCCACUGGAAACACGCACUGUGUCAGCAGAGCUGUCCAGUCCAUGGGCUGCUGGGGACUCAGAUCAGACAGGUACUGAUGCUCUGACAGACCCAGUCACAGAUCCUGGACCCAAUCCGUCCAAUGACACAGCCAUAUGGCGCCGCAUCUUCCAGUCUUCAUACAUCCGGGAACAGUAUGUGCUUACCCACUGCUCUGCCAGCCCUGAGCCAGGCCCGGGUUCCACAGGCAGCAGUGAGUCUCCUGGCUCCCAGGGCCCUGGCUCCCCCGAGGGCUAUUUUCCCUUGGAUCCUCCCUCUCAGCAGGGCUGCCGCAGCCUGGCCUGGGGAGAAUCUACAGGCUCCCGUUCCUGCCCCCUGCCUGCACCACCACAGUCUCCAUUCAAGCCAGGAGCCCUGAGUGCUGAGGUACUGGGCCGUAGGCAUAGAGCAGCUCUGGCUGGCAGAAGUCUCUCAUCUCCACCAGGCCGGGCAAACCCAGUCCCUUGCCGACCCCGGCAACCUUCUCUGGGUGCAGUACCAGAUGUGCCAGGCCCUGAGUCAGGCCAACAGCUUGGGCAGGGCCUGGACGAUUCAGGAAACCUGCUCUCCCCAGCCCCCAUGGACUGGGACAUGUUGAUGGAACCACCCUUCUUGUUCACAGCUGUGCCCCCAAAUAGGGAACCAACCCCUCCAGCAGUACCAGUGCCUCCCCAGGCUCCACGUUGCCAUGUGGUGAUCCGGGGCCUGUAUGGGGAGCAACCAAUGUGCUGGGAGGUGGGUGUUGGGCUGGAGACACUGUGGGGACCUGGGGAUGCCUCAAAGCCUCCAUCAACUGCUGUAAGAGAAGCUGCUUGGGACCAAGCACUUCACCGACUGACAGCAGCCUCAGUGGUCCGAGACAAUGAACAGCUAGCGCUCCGAGGAGCUGAGACCACAGCUGACCAGGGCCACGCCCGGAGGUCCUGGCUUCGAGCCCUUCAGACAAGCAAGGUCAGCUGUGCUCCCUCCUGCUUCACCUGCCCAGUAGCUGUGGAUGCUACUACUAGGGAGGUCCUGCCCGGAGUCCUGCAGGUGCGGAGCUCAGAAUCGGCUGAACCCCCAGGCACUUAUGUCUCUCAGGGCCAUCUAGAUGCAACUUCUCUGCCCACUGCAGCUCACCCUAAAGGUAUAACCCAAAUGUGGGGAAAGGGUAGCUCAAGGCUGAGGGACUACCAGUUGACACUGGCUGGCCCCACCACAAGAAUUCAGGGAGGCUCUCUGGUAGGCACCUGGGACCUGGAACGAAAUGACAACUCCAAGUCAGCUUUGGGGGAGCCAACAACUCCCACUGGAGGUCCUUACCACCUGCCCUACCAGCCUUCCUCGAGGCUCAGUCUGGGCCGCCGACGGAGACUCUGUAGUCCCAAGGCUGGCCAGGCCAAUGGAGGCAACAGUGGAGGCAGCGACCACGACUACCUGCCCUUGGUGCGGCUACAAGAAGCACCAGGCUCCUUCCGUCUGGAUGCACCCUUCUGUGCUGCUGUGCAUAUUCCCCAGGAGCGCCUGUGUCGUGCUUCACCCUUUGCUGCACACCGUGCCAGCCUCAGCCCCACCUCUGCCUCAUCUCCCUGGGCACUUCUGGGCCCUAGUGUUGGCCAGGGUGACAGUGCCACAGCCUCUUGUAGCCCGUCCCCCAGCUCAGGCUCAGAGGGUCCAGGCCAGGCAGACAGUGGGCGGGGUUCAGAUACCGAGGCUUCGGAAGGGGCGGAAGGGAUAGGAGGCUCAGAUCUUCGGGAUCGCACCUGGGCCACAGCUGUGGCACUUGCGUGGCUGGAGCACCGCUGCGCGGCUGCCUUCAGUGAAUGGGAACUGACAGCAGCCAAGGCAGAUUGCUGGCUGCGGGCCCAGCACCUGCCUGAUGGUCUUGACCUGGCCGCCCUCAAGGCUGCAGCCAGGGGACUCUUCCUGCUGCUACGCCACUGGGACCAGAACCUGCAGCUGCACCUGCUGUGCUACAGCCCAGCAAAUGUGUGAGGGCCGCCCUUCACUGGGACUGGUGUCCCCAACAUACUCAAUUCACUGCCGCCCAGGCCGGCUGUUCGGUGCUGGGAAGAGGUAGGCUGGUGUCAGCCUGUCCUCCACUGCGUCUCAUUCCCUCCCUAGAAAUCCUCUUACCCUCACAAAAAGUGCCUGCCAGUGCUCUCUCCUCCUCCCACCCUGUGCCCCUUCCUCUGUGUAGCACAGGGGAAGGAGAGAGAGCCACAGUCCCCAAAUCCUAUGCAAUAAAGUGCCUCUUAGGACUGCCUGA